Molecule: messenger RNA, 2626 nt
Organism: Fonticula alba
Lineage: Eukaryota; Rotosphaerida; Fonticulaceae
Exons: 5
Coding region: 1-2484 (827 amino acids)
Source: RefSeq, a predicted model, not a curated record
AUGACAGCCUCCGGAUCAGCCUCAGGCCGGUCCUCCGGUUCCGGCGGGCGCCCGACGCUCGGGACAAACUUCUUCCCAAGCCUGAACACCGUGGCGGAAUACCUGACCGGGGCCGUGCUUCUGGGCCUCCAGCAGGUGCGAGCCUGUUUCGACAACACGACGACCGGGCCGGAUGCCCAGAAGCCGGGCUGUCUGUUCCGGUUCCCGGCCAUGCCACUGGCCAGCCCGGGGUCGCGCUCGGUCGGCCAGGCCCUGACUCCGCAGGAGGCGGCUCAUAUGCGCCUGUAUCUCGGGCCCGGGUGGGACACCGGGCGCUGGCCGGCCCACCUGGUCGAUGCCCUGGGGCUUGUGGUGUUCCGGCUGCUGGAGGCCCUGCUCGGGGUGGAGACGAACAUCGUGCUGGAUGCCCCGCCGACAGCCACCCCGACGGCCAAGCCUCCGGCCCCGAGCGCCAGUGACUCGCCCCUGGUGCCUCUCUUCGGCCAGGUAUUCGACCAGCUGUCCAUUGCGCUGAUGAGCCCGUCGCCCGAGCGCGAGCAGCACAGCCCCGGCGUGGAGGCUCUCCAGCACCUGCCAAAUGGCCUGGUCACGCACCUGGUGGACCAGCUGCUUUCGGCCCUGGCCUGCUUGGAGUACAGCAGCUUCUAUGGGUCGCUGAUGGUGGCCAGCGGCACCCAGCGGCCGGUUGACCCGACGGUUCCCUCGGGCUUCCUCCGGUGCCACUUGUCCGGGCUGCUCUAUGUUUCGCGGGCGGUGUCCCUGUUGCUGACCAUUUGGCUGACACGGCAGCCGCGCUUGAGCAUCCUCCUGCAGGAGUCCUUCCUGGCCCACCGCCAGCAGGGGAAGGAGGGCAAGCAGGCCGAGCGCCAUCAGAAGCGCCUGCCUGCCGGGCGGUCCGCCACCCCUGGCGAGGCGUCCUCCCCGUCUGGCAUGGAGUCGCCGCCCCUGCCGCCGGCCAUCGCCGACUUGGUGCAAUUCUUCCACGGCUGGACGGACAAGAUCCAGGCCGAGCUCGGGGCCGUCGGGUCCAUGGGAUCGGCGUUGACACCGACGCCGACGCCGACGCCGACGCCGCCCCCGCCGCCGUCACCCUCGCCAUCCUCGCCACUGUCAUCGUCAUCGUCGUUGUUGUUGUCCUCGUCGUCAUCGUCCUCGCGAAUGGGCGACUCCUCGUCCACCCCCCCGGCCAGGGGCGGUGCCAGCCCCGCCACGGGGGACCUCCCGUCCGGCGAGGAUCUUGGGCCGCCGGCGGCCGAGCUCCUCGCUGGUGGUGCCCUCUCGGAGGAGGACCCGCUGACGUCGCGCUUUUCGCGGCUCUUUUGCCAUGUGCAGCUAAGUCUCGAUGAGUUGAUGAUGCUGCCGAUGGCGGCCACCGCCGCCGCCGCCACCCCGUCGACCGUCCGGGUGUCCGCGCCGCAAGUGGCCUCGGCCGUGCACCAUGCCGUGGCGACGCGAUACUUCCGGCAUCAGCGCGACCUGGUCCCGGCCAUCGAGUUGCUCUUCCACAACCCAGCCACCGAUGGGCACCGGAAACUGGCCGAGUCACUUGGGAUUGCUUGGGCCCCGGCGCUGGGUCUGGGUGGCGGCCCCACAUGGAGUGUCUUCUUCCCGCCCUCCUCGUCGUGCCCUCUGGGCCGGCCGCAUUUCAUUCGUCUUGGGCUAUCCCCCACCAUGGCCGCGUGUUUGGAACGCGCGCCCUCGGUCUUCCACAGCCUGCGCAAAACCUGCCUGGCUCUUCACGACUUCCUAUGGAUGCCUCUGCUGAAUCCCUACUCAAAGAUCGCGUCAUUGAACAACAUUCUCAUGUCCCUGGUGGACGAGGUGAACACCCUUACAGCGGCCGAGGCUCAGCCUCCCCCGUUGCUGGCCACCCAGCGGCCUGUCGAUGCCCCCACCUUGGAGUCCUUCUUCCAACUGAAUCACGGCGUUCUCUCACCAGAUCUGGUCGGACUCGUGGCCAUGGCCCUCCUCCUGACCCUCCUAUCCAAGGAGCAUCUUGUGACGCUGAGCCAUUCGUCCAACCCCUUCCUUCACAUUGACUUCUGUCGGAGCUUCUGUCUCUCCCCGCUGGUCUUCCCCCCUUUGUCUUCGACUUCACUCGGGGAGUUGCUGCUCGAGCGCAACGACCAAGCGGGCCUACGCUUCGUCGACCUCUCGCGCACGGAGUUUGACCUCCCCUCGGCCGAGAUCCUCACCUACUUUGUGCUGUCCACGUCGAUCGCCGAGCGCUGCUCGGCCGAGCAGGUGGCCGAGCUUCGCCGCGAGGGGGACACCUUCCUCCGGCGCCUGUCUCUGGAGCCGGACCGUAUCGCCCACCGGGCCGCCUCCUCGGACCAGCUGGCCCGGCCAGGGGUCUCCACCCCGCCGGGCUCCAUCUCCCCAGCCCAGGAAACCAUUCAGGAAUUCCAACAGGCCCUCUACUCACCGGCCUCCUUCGUGCUGGCGUUGCUGGAGGCGGCCCUCGGGCGACUGCUGGCCGAGUAGGCCCUGUCGAGUUCCCUUGGCAUGCUCUUUCUGGCUGGUCUCUCCCCCCUCCCUCUGCCCCUCUUCUUCUUUGCCCCCCCCCCCUUGCCUGGAAUGCACACAUCGCGUCUCGCCCCAGCGAGAUGUCCUUCUUCUUUGAUAA